Messenger RNA from Mytilus californianus (California mussel), 1540 nucleotides. Its product is annotated as serine/threonine-protein phosphatase 6 regulatory ankyrin repeat subunit C-like. The record is from RefSeq and is a predicted model, not a curated record. Bases 225 to 1028 code for a protein of 267 amino acids. Lineage: Eukaryota; Metazoa; Mollusca; Bivalvia; Mytilida; Mytilidae. The transcript has 11 exons. Gene Ontology annotation, molecular function: protein binding.
AUUAAUAUAGAUGUAAGCUUGUUGAUUCAUGAUAUAAAACGAUAUACAUUUAAAUAUAGAUCAUUCAAAUGAUGUUUAAGCUUUUCUACCGAACAAACAUCAAUUGUAUUAGAAAAAUCAUCAAAAUAAUUUAGCAACCUGUCAAUGGAAACACAAUUUGGAAAAAUGUAAACAAAGCUGUUUGUUACUGAAGAGAUCCAUACAACUUCAUUGCGCAGUUGAAAAUGAACAAGAGCAAGUCAGAACUUCAACUUCACCAUGCAGUCAAGUUCGAAUCGUUAGAAGCAGUUUCUGCAUUUAUUAACAGCGGAUCAGAACUAAAUAAAGCAGAUAUAUAUGGAUUAACACCGCUCCAUUAUGCAGUUAUACAUAAAAGAGGAAACAUCACUUCUGAAUUACUUAUUAAAGGAGCAGAUCCAAGUGUGGUUGAUAAAAACGGACUAACGCCACUCCACUAUGCAGCUGAAUAUGGAUCUCAACAUAUAGUGUCUGAAUUAAUUACCAAAGGAUCAGGUUCAAACAUAGCAGAUAGCAAAGGCCAGACACCACUUCACCUCGCAGCUAUAAACACGAAUGAAGACGUUUUGUUGGAAUUAUUAAACAGAGGAUCAGAUCCAGAUGUGGUAGAUAAAAAAGGGAAAACACCAUUGCAUUACGCAGCUGAGUAUGGACAUACGCACAUAGUUUCUGAAUUACUCAACCGAGGAUCUGACCCAAAUACUGCAGAUAAUAAUGGAUCGACACCACUGCAUGAUGCUCUUAGUACAAAAUCUGAGACGACAAUUGCUGAAUUGAUUAAUAGAGGAUCAGAUCCAAAUAAGGCGGAUAAAAGUGGACAGACACCUCUUCAUUAUGCAGCUCGUAAUGGAUUAAAAUACAUGAUAUCAGUUUUGAUGAACAAAGGAUCAGACCCUAAUAAGUCAGAUAUUAGUGGCAAAACCGUCUUUGAUUUAGCAAGAACACCAAGCGUUAGAAGAAUAAUACAGGAACUGAACAACUCAGGUGAGCUUAGAAUCGUUGAUAUAUAACAAGUACAUAUGAAACUCUGUGAUUGCUAAUCAUGCUAAUGUUGUUCAUGUAAUUUGACGUAGAUGGAACAGCUUGUUGAAUUUUUAAAAAAUUCAGCUAUUCUACUUUGUCUUUUAAAUGUAGCGAAUAAAAAGAGUUUCAAGCUUAACAAAGAAAGGUGCAAAAACGGAACAACCAAAACUCAUUUAUUUUGGAAUCGUAAAGAUUCCAAUAGAAAACUGAAAUAGCAUUCGUUAAAUGCAAUUGACAGCAUCUUUGAUACAAGAAACAUAAUAAGAAAAAAUCCAACAUCAAUUAUCAAAAAAAUACCACACAUAAAAUGGGAACAGAACAAUACGGUAAGCAGAUCUUAGUCAUCAAGUGACACCAUAGUAUUAUGGCAAACAAAGAUUAUCUGGCAUUAUAAUCGGGCAAAGAUAGACGAAAUUAUUGCUGAUACAAAAACAAAAUUAAACUCAUUUUGGAAAUGAUUAUUUAUUGACGGUCAAACGAAUCAUGCCAUGAAAAACCG